UGCAAUUUGUCUUUCCAGAGUGAAAAGGACCAGGUCAUGACAGUAUUUAUGAUAUUAACAAUUAUAUGUUUGAACUCCAAUAGGACUGGUUAGUACCGUUUCUGAAGUGGGAUAUCAAUACGUGUGGAACAGAGAAAAUCUCAUAUCCAGUGUCUGAUCUGUGGCUGCCGGAUAUAGAAAUUAAAGAGUUAAUGGAUGAAGACAAAAGUCAGAGCAUUCCCUACCUACAGAUAAAUUACACUGGAGGGCUUCAUUUAGUCAAAGUCAAAAGAAUUCCUGUUUCGUGUCAACUGAAUAUCUACAGGUUUCCGUUUGAUGUCCAGGAAUGCUCAAUUACUUUCCUUUCCCUCAUUCAUGAAGAAGAUGAAAUGAUCCUAACUUCUAAAUCAGUCGAAUUUUCUACAAACUCAUCUGUAGAUUCUGAUUCGGGAUGGAAACUCGAAGAUUUGACAAAAUGUAAUUUCACUUAUAAUCUUACCAGCAUUCGGUCUUUUUCUUGUCAGCAGUACAAUCUAACCCUUAGCCGUGAGGCGAGUCUCUAUGUAGUGAACCUCCUUGUCCCCAGCUGCUUCCUGAGUCUGUUAGACCUGUGCAGUUUCAUCUUGCCUCCUCAAAAUAUGGAUCGCUCGGCUUUCAAAAUGACCCUUAUCCUCGGCUACACUGUCUUUCUGAUCAUCACUAAUGAUAUUCUGCCUAAGAGUGUCUCACCUACUCCUCUAAUAAAUGUGUUUUUUUCUCUCAGCUUGGGGCUGAUGGUAGCCAGCCUUUUGGAGACAAUGUUAAUUGUUAACCUCAGUAACUUCCCAAACAAAUACCCCAAAGUACCCCGUUGGGUGCAUGUUCUCAUUCUGGACUUCUUGGGACGCCUCCUGUUCAUAUCCCACAAAUGCCCUGAUGCUCAAGUGGAAGUGGUUUUAAACUCAAAUGCAAAAGCAGGGAAUCCAGACAUAACAGCAAUGAUGCCUUCUCUCACUGGAGAAAAAGACGAGAGAGAGGGUUCUGCAGUUGUGAAUGAGCUGAAGAAAGUGGCCCAAGACUUGCUGACAAUUCGACUGAGGGUGGAAGAACACCUGAGACCCAAGCAGGCUGAGAUCGAAUGGAAUCUGAUCGCAAAUGUUAUUGAUCGCUUCUUGUUCCUGAUUUAUAUCCUCUUUGUGAUUGCAAGCUACAUCACUAUAAUUGUCUUAUGGUCCAGUUCCUAAGUGCACUAAUCAAAGUAGAAAAGGAGGAACAUAUUAAGUUAUACGUUUUUGGUUUGGUUCAAACAUUUCUUCAAGUUUGAAUAAGGGUUUAUUAUAAACUAUAAGAAAGCAGCAUUACAAAAUUUAAAAGCACAUUUCUUUAUUACAUUUAUUAAUAAUCGAAUAAAUAAAAGCUAUUCUGGAGUUGAUUACUUUCCAAUAUUAAUAACAUCCUGAUGUUUUGUUAUUAGUGUACUACUAUUAUUACUACUAUUAGUGUAACUACUCUUGUUAACUUACCUUACAAAUAUUUGAUAUUAUACUAUACAGACAAAAAUAUUAGGACACCUGAAUUUUCCAGACAUAUGUGUCUUUACCAAACUUUCGCCAAAAGUCGGAGGCACACAACUGUACAGGACGUCUCUGAAGUGUAGUAGCAAUACAUUUUCUCUUCACCUAAACUAGGAAACCCAAACCUGCUCCAGCAAGACAAUGCCCUUGUGCACCAUGAAAAUUGGAGUGGAAGAUCUUGAGUGGCCUGCUAAUGGGCUCUGCAUUAAAUGCA
This is a messenger RNA of Silurus meridionalis, 1746 nucleotides long. RefSeq names its product 5-hydroxytryptamine receptor 3A-like. Gene Ontology annotation, cellular component: neuron projection; synapse; membrane. Lineage: Eukaryota; Metazoa; Chordata; Actinopteri; Siluriformes; Siluridae. The transcript has 7 exons. The record is from RefSeq and is a predicted model, not a curated record. Gene Ontology annotation, biological process: regulation of membrane potential; monoatomic ion transmembrane transport; nervous system process. Gene Ontology annotation, molecular function: extracellular ligand-gated monoatomic ion channel activity; neurotransmitter receptor activity; transmembrane signaling receptor activity. The coding region runs from base 192 to 1202 and encodes 336 amino acids.